Messenger RNA from Rhinopithecus roxellana (golden snub-nosed monkey), 906 nucleotides. RefSeq names its product activator of basal transcription 1-like. The record is from RefSeq and is a predicted model, not a curated record. The transcript has a single exon. Gene Ontology annotation, molecular function: RNA binding. Gene Ontology annotation, biological process: endonucleolytic cleavage in 5'-ETS of tricistronic rRNA transcript (SSU-rRNA, 5.8S rRNA, LSU-rRNA); endonucleolytic cleavage to generate mature 5'-end of SSU-rRNA from (SSU-rRNA, 5.8S rRNA, LSU-rRNA); endonucleolytic cleavage in ITS1 to separate SSU-rRNA from 5.8S rRNA and LSU-rRNA from tricistronic rRNA transcript (SSU-rRNA, 5.8S rRNA, LSU-rRNA). Gene Ontology annotation, cellular component: nucleolus. NCBI's taxonomy places the organism in Eukaryota, Metazoa, Chordata, Mammalia, Primates, Cercopithecidae.
AUGGAGGCAGAGGAAUCGGAGAAGGCCGCAACGGAGCACGAGCCGCUGGAAGGGACAGAAUAGACACUAGACGCGGAGGAGGAGCAGGAGGAAUCCGAAAAGGCGGCCUGUGGCGGCAAUAAGCGGGUAGUGCCAGGUAUUGUGUACCUGGGCCAUAUCCCGCCGCGCUUCCGUCCCCUGCACGUCCGUAACCUUCUCGGCGCCUAUGGCGAGGUCGGACGCGUCUUCUUUCAGGCUGAGGACCAGUUUGUGAGACGCAAGAAGAAAGCAGCAGCAGCUGCGGGAGGAAAAAAGCGGUCCUACAGCAAGGACUACAGCGAGGGAUGGGUGGAGUUCCGUGACAAGCGCAUAGCCAAGCGCGUGGCGGCCAGUCUACACAACACGCCUAUGGGUGCCCGCAGGCGCAGCCCCUUCCGUUAUGAUCUUUGGAACCUCAAGUACUUGCACCGUUUCACCUGGUCCCACCUCAGCGAGCACCUUGCCUUUGAGCGCCAGGUGCGCAGGCAGCGCCUGAGAGCGGAGAUUGCUCAGGCCAAGCGUGAGACCGACUUCUAUCUUCAAAGUGUGGAACGGGGACAACGCUUUCUUGCGGCCGAUGGGGACCCUGCUCGCCCAGAUGGCUCCUGGACAUUUGCUCAACGUCCUACUGAGCAGGAACUGAGGGCCUGGAAAGCAGCACGGCCAGGGGGCCGUGAACGGGCUCGCCUGGCGACUGCCCAGGACAAGGCUCGCUCCAACAAAGGGCUCCUGGCCAGGAUCUUUGGAGCCCCGCCACCCUCAGAGAGCAUGGAGGGACCUUCCCUUGUCAGGGACUCCUGAGGGCCAGGGUGGCCCCUUCCAGCUCCUGGCCCUGCUCUGCUUCCUGUCUACCUCAUACUAGAAUGAUCUUGACUAUCCAGGCAAACA